CGCUGGGUUUGCCACCAUUCGCAGCUAUGGGGCUGCACUUGUGCCUCUUAAUGUUGUUGGUGGGAGCGAUGCUGAAUGAGGCGGCGUCUGAACUCCCAAUUCCGCACCAGAUUCUUCAGAAGCAGAUGGAUCUCGUGAUCCCUCCAAGGAUACUGCGUGGCAAAAUAAACUCCUCAAUCAAAGGCGAUGGAUCUAAAAGUGAAGAUGGAAUCGGUCCAAGCGAAACACAAGCACACAUCUCGCGGUCGGCGGUUAAACGAGGAACGGUUGCAAGUGAUACACAGGCUCCAGUCUUCACCGUGGAACUCAGGAACAAAAUGAACCGUGCAACACAAAUCCCAACAUUGGCCGCAGGAAGAGAUGGAGAUGGUAUAAAAAUGAGUACUAAAACAUCCCCUCCUCAAGCUACUGUAUUCAAUUUCACCUCCAAACCAGUGAAAUCUGGAAUGCCUCCCAAAUUUACGAAUGUUUCUGCCAAAGCAAAUCUUCACAAAGGCGUAAAUGAUACCACUUUAGCCUCUGCGUAUAGAACACCUCUGAGGGCGUUAUUAAACAGCGGGGGCAUUCACGCAUUGACCACAUCUCAACGGUCACCCAAAGGCAAUGAAUUCGAGGUGGCAGACAGAGACACAAAAUUCAAAAUCUCCAAACACAAAGCUGAAUACGACCACUCCAUUAUAGCAAACGAUCACGAGGCUCACGGCGAGACGGAAUAUGCUGGCAAAUCUAAUUUGGCGCCGGAUCAAAAAGCGACGUCUCCGAGCGACGCUCGCCCGUUGGCAGCGGCUUCGCGCGUGCCGGUGCUUGGAGGUGGCGGCAGGGGGCGCCAGCGCUCCGCUGAGCGGCCGCUCCACGCGGACCGCGAGAGCCGCCAGGGCCCCAGCCACGACCCGACACUGCACUGGUCCCAGCUCAUCUCGGAUUUCCUGAAAUACCAACGGCGCUUUCGCGGCCGAACCCGCAAAGGGUCGCGGAUGAACGGCGGCGGGCGGUUGGGCCGACGCCACGAGGAGCCCAACGGCAAAGCGCGCCGGCAGCUCGGCGGCCCGGGCGGCUACGCGGUGGUGUCGCGAGCAUUGCUUCGACGGCGGGAGCACGAGGCGAGCUGGGAUCGCACCGCCUUGUCGAGGCAAGCGUCGAGGAAAAUCGGCCUCGUGAAUCGCAGGGCGCUGCAGGAAGACGGGAAAGCGCGCAAGAAAGGUCGGGAGGCCAGAAAGGGGCGAAACGGUUGUUUUGGGUUGAAGAUAGACCGCAUCGGAACGUCGACACGACUCGGGUGCUAAGUCCAUGCGGCACGUUCACAAUGUGGUUGAUUACAUCCCGUUUGGAUCCAUUUCCGCGUAAACUAAUUGGGAAACUAUUAGAUGUUUUUUUUUGUUGCAAGGCUAUACUGUAUAGGAUAAACUAAUCAUUUACUCUGAAGCAUGCAAUUAAUCUGCCUUGAUUGAAGACUCUGAGACCCUUGUGCUGAGGAUCGAAACCUAAUUGACUUUUUUUGUAAUCAUCUACUGAAACUGGAUUCGGAAACUAAAGCAACAUGACAAAAGCCAAAGUGUCUCUCAUGGUGCUUGCCUCGGUGAGCAGCUUUGAGCCAGUGGUGGACAUUCCACAUUAUUUUGGUGGAUUCCAAUCUGUCCCAGUGACAACCACUGUUCGUGACCACUAUUGACAUCCCGAAAAACUUAAACUCAAACCCUUUAUUUACAUUGUAAGUCGAGCAAUCUGGCACAACGCUUCCCGGCCGGAGGAAGCAGAAUGAAUGCAUGUACAUCAGAAUAUUUGUGUUUUUUAUGUGUGAAGCAUAAUGUUAAAAAAAAAACUGUUAUGAUUAAUAAUCGAUUUUUUUGGAUCAGAUCGCGUGAGUAAAAACAAAUGGCAAUGUGUGCCAUGCACCCUCCUCCACCCGAUACAGCCAAGUAAAUGAAGUUGUCAUACGAACGAAAACGUCAAUGUUUUUUUUGUUUAAAUUGUGGAAAUCGCCUGAUGCUGGAUGUAAGCUACCAGUGAAACACGGAGCUUCUUGAAUUGCUGCGAAUCGCUCUUCAUCAGCAGCGGAGUGCUGAAGCAGUAAUACAUCGGCAUGUUUGUUCACGUGACAAGUUUGAUUAUAUAGUUGGGUGGAAGGGGGGUAUGAUGCACAUAAGCAUCUGACCCACAGAAUGGUUAAUCAUCAGCCACUUGUAGCGGUUUCAGUAGGUUUUGUAGCGAGUGCAGUAUUUAAACAUCACUUUUGUGUGCAGAGAAGUUUGUGACAUCUGAUACUGAUGGAAGUUAAUUGUUGGUGCACCUAGGUAGCUUUAUUCUGAAAGACAAGCCCCUGAUUUCAGAGAUUGGAGCAAUGCUUUCCCAAAAAGGUGGUCGUGGCCCUGUUUAGCAAAAUUAAUUCAAGAAUGGCUGUGGUUGAUUGCGGAGUUCUGUAACAGCAACUCUCCAAGGUUCCCCGAAUGGGGUUCUACCUGUUUACCCCAGUGGCGUGCGAUGAGGUCAAUGGCUGGGGAGGCACUGCCUCGUGUCAGAGCCAGAGUCACACACUGAGGGGGGCGUGGCCUCACUGA
Petromyzon marinus (sea lamprey) is the source of this 2555-nucleotide messenger RNA. The record is from RefSeq and is a predicted model, not a curated record. NCBI's taxonomy places the organism in Eukaryota, Metazoa, Chordata, Hyperoartia, Petromyzontiformes, Petromyzontidae.